Molecule: messenger RNA, 732 nt
Organism: Entamoeba invadens IP1
Lineage: Eukaryota; Evosea; Mastigamoebida; Endamoebidae
Product: protein serine/threonine kinase, putative
Exons: 1
Coding region: 1-732 (243 amino acids)
Biological process (GO): protein phosphorylation
Molecular function (GO): protein kinase activity; ATP binding
Source: RefSeq, a predicted model, not a curated record
AUGUUUGGUGACACUGAAAAUCCUAUUGGAGUUGGCGUAGAAAGUCGUGAGUUGAUUUGUGUUGGAAACCCAUCAAAAAGUCGUUUAAAAAUUCAAUUUUCUGCAACUGAAAACAUUAUAAAAUAUACAAUUAGAACAAAACCAAAAGUAAUUUCUUUACAAAAAGGAAAAGCAGUUGAAUUUGAAAUAUUCGUUAAACCAAAAUGUUCAUGCAAAAUUGAUGACAAAAUCAUUAUUUUUUCAAAAAACUUGGAAGACGGAAUUACACAAGACAACCAAAUAAUUUUGAGGAUUUACACUGAAAUAACGACACGACUUGACCCGGACGAAUUGGUUGAAGACAAGAAAUUUGGAGAAUAUUCUUUUGGAAUUGUGUACAAAGAAACUUUUAGAGGAAAUUGUGUUGCAAUUAAGAAAAUGAAGGAAUUCAACGAAAAUGAUUUAGACGAAUUUGAAAAUGAAAUUAAAAUGUUGGACAAAUUCCGCAGUGAAUAUACCGUCCAUUUUUAUGGCGCAGUGUUUAUACCAAAUAAAGUGUGUAUGGUCACUGAGUUUGCACAAUUUGGAAGUUUACAAAACUUGAUGAAAAACAGAACAAGUAAUAAUGUUGAUAUGAAAUUACGAACUAAAUUUGUAUUGGAUGCAUCAAAAGGGAUAUUGUAUUUCAUGAGAAUGGGAUAUUACACAGAGAUAUCAAACCAGACAAUUUUCUGGUAUUUUCAUUUGAUUUAA